UUUGCCAUCUUAUCGGGGUAAUACCCAAUCCAAUUUAUUGACCAAUUCGAGAUAGUCCCAAAGCUUUUCGCUGAUUGCAACGAUCCAUUCCAAAGAAAUUUUAGUAACUCCCAGAACAACAAAAUGAACAAAGCUCGAUCCGCGUUCGCCGCCGCCCUUCUUUUGCUGGCCAUCUGCGCCGCGAAUGCUGACCUGGAAGGCCGCAUUGUGGGUGGCGUGGACACCUCCAAUUACUUUGCCAAAUAUGUGGUACAGCUACGCAGACGCAGCUCCACCAGCAGCGCCUAUGCGCAGACCUGCGGCGGAAGCGUUCUGGACAGCCGGACGAUUGUGACCGCUGCCCAUUGCGUAUACAACCGACAGGCGGAGAACUUCCUGGUGGUGGCCGGGACCGACAACCGGGCUGGAAUGGAUGGCCUGGUGGUGCGCGUGGAGCAGCUGAUCCCUCACGAGAACUACAAUGCCACCACAACGGAUAACGACAUCGCUCUGGUGAUCGUCUCGCCACCGCUGCCGCUGACGGACGCCAGCAGGAUUGGAGCGAUUCAGGCAGCCACAGAGCAGCCGCCAGUGGGCGCAGUGGCCACUGUCAGCGGAUGGGGCUACACCCAGGAGAGCGGCCUGUCCUCCAAUAAGCUGCAGCAGGUGCAGGUACCGCUUGUGGACAGCGUUCAAUGCCAGGAUACUUACUACUGGCGACCCAUCAGCGAGGCCAUGCUCUGUGCAGGACUGCCAGACGGGGGCAAGGAUGCCUGCCAGGGCGACUCCGGCGGACCGCUGGUCGUCAACAAUCAGCUCGUCGGAAUCGUGUCCUGGGGCGAGGGCUGUGCCCGUCCCAAUACUCCCGGUGUCUAUGCGAAUGUGGCCCACUUCAAGAACUGGAUCGCCCAGCAACGGGCCAAACGGUUUCUAUGGUUUUUGUCGUCCAGUGUUAUAUACGCUCAUAAAGCGUAUCGCCCGGAGUAUUGCUCUACAAGUGCUAAAGGUAUCCAGAAUACAAUUUAUGGUACGAAUAUAGUUGACCGACUGCUUGAUAAGCCUUACAAUAGUCGGUACCGCCGCUGGGACUAUCAGUCCUCGAUUCUCCGCCAACUGUCGAACAUGUCGCGCUCAUUGCUGUCCAGCCUUUGUGCCCUGCUCUGUCUAGUGGCAGUGGCCAGGUCUAUGCCCGUGCACGAGGAUGAGGCGACCAGCCAGGGCCCACGCAUUGUGGGCGGCUACGUGACGGAUGUGUCCCAAACGCCCUACCAGAUCUCGCUGCGGUACAAGGGGAUUACGACGCCAACGAAUCCCUUCCGCCACAGGUGCGGAGGCUCCAUCAUCAGCAGUACGAUGGUCGUGACUGCGGCCCACUGCAUCAUUGGCACGGUGGCCAGUCAGUUCAAGGUGGUGGCCGGGACCAACCUGCUCAGCGGCACCGACGGCAUCAUCGUCUCCGUGUCGAAGAUCAUCAUGCACGAAGAGUACUUCUCUGGAGCUGCCUAUAACAACGAUAUUGCCCUGCUGAUUGUGGAUCCGCCGCUGCCGAUCAACAACUUCACCAUCAAGGCCAUCGAGUUGGCCUCGGAGCCCCCGCUGGCCGGUGCCGUCAGCAAGAUCAGCGGUUGGGGAACCACUUCCUCGGGUGGCGUUGCCUCCAACGUGCUGCUCGCCGUUGAUGUCCCAAUCGUGAGCAACGAGGACUGCAACAAGGACUACGAAGACUUUGGCGAUGAUACCUACCAGAUCACACCAGCCAUGCUGUGCGCUGGCGUACGUGGAGUGGGUGGCAAGGAUGCCUGUCAGGGUGACUCCGGCGGCCCGCUGGUCGUCCGCGAUCAGCUCCACGGCGUUGUUUCCUGGGGCAACGCCUGUGCCCUGGCCAACUAUCCCGGUGUCUACGCCAGUGUCGCGAACCUGAGGCCCUGGCUUGAUUCCAAGAUAGCGGAAGAAGCAAAUCUCGUUCGAUUCGAACCAGUUGCCUGUGCAAAUCGACCGCCAGUCCACAUCCCCAGCGGAACAAUGUGCAUCCGAGAGCUUCAGAUGAUGGGGCCGCUCCUGCUGCUGCUGCUGGCAGCAACAGGCUCCUCCGCCUCCGCCUCGGCCUUGGCCCAGCCGGAAGCGCGAAUCAUCAACGGCACCACAGUGGACAUUGGACGGCAUCCAUACCUGGUCUCCUUGCGGUAUCGUCGCACCGAGACGUCCAGCUACAUGCACGAGUGUGGCGCAGUGAUAUACUCUGAGCAGGCCGUGGUCACCACUGCCCAGUGUUUGUGGAACCUGCCGGAGGGCACCAAAGUACUGGCCGUGGCCGCCGCAAACACCCGCAAUGGCAGCGACGGACUUGUGGUCCCAGUCUCCAACUGGACGCUUCACCCCAGCUUCGACUACAUCACCGUCGACUACGACAUCGCCGUUUUGAUCCUGGAUUCGCCCUUGAAUCUAACCCGAUUCGGCGUUCGCUCCAUAGGCAUUCGACCGCAGCGUCCGGCCGUGGGGCGGCUGGCCACAAUCGCCGGCUGGGGCUAUCGCGAAGAGGGGGGCCCCUCCAGCUACCGGCUGGAGCAGGCUCAAGUGCCCAUCGUCAGCUCGGAGCAGUGCAACCAGAUCUACGGCACUGGUGAAGUCACCGAUCGAAUGGUCUGCGCGGGAAAUGUGGCUCAGGGUGGUAUUGAUGCCUGCCAAGGCGACACCGGCGGUCCACUGGUCAUCGACGACCAGCUGGUUGGCCUCGUGUCCUGGGGGCGCGGCUGUGCCCGUCCUGGCUACCCCUCAGUCUACACCUACGUGGGCAGCCUGAAGAGUUGGAUCGAUGAAACCCUGGCGGCCAGUGGGGCGCAGUAAACUAAGGAAUUUUCUAGUUAUCCGCUGAUUGCUGGCCGCAAUCGACGUUAUCUUCAAGUGGCUACUGCCCACUAUCGGCCCAGCUAGAGCUACCAAUGUACACGGCUAAUUCAAUAAUAAAACUGUAAUAAAACUAACAAAAUAA
This is a messenger RNA of Drosophila pseudoobscura, 2968 nucleotides long. RefSeq names its product transmembrane protease serine 9-like. Bases 124 to 2823 code for a protein of 899 amino acids. The transcript is spliced from 3 exons. Gene Ontology annotation, biological process: proteolysis. Gene Ontology annotation, molecular function: serine-type endopeptidase activity. NCBI's taxonomy places the organism in Eukaryota, Metazoa, Arthropoda, Insecta, Diptera, Drosophilidae. The record is from RefSeq and is a predicted model, not a curated record.